Molecule: messenger RNA, 1266 nt
Organism: Caretta caretta (loggerhead turtle)
Lineage: Eukaryota; Metazoa; Chordata; Testudines; Cheloniidae
Gene: ETFBKMT
Product: electron transfer flavoprotein subunit beta lysine methyltransferase
Biological process (GO): peptidyl-lysine trimethylation
Cellular component (GO): mitochondrial matrix
Molecular function (GO): protein-lysine N-methyltransferase activity
Source: RefSeq, a predicted model, not a curated record
ACCGUGCUGGUGCACGUGAAACAGGAAACAGAAAGCCAGGCAAAUGCUAUUUGCUAACCACAGCAACAACACAAGUUGCAAAAAAACAACAACAACAACAAAAUGGAGAAGGACAGAUUCACUGGGCAGACGGACUCCAGGUUUAAGCUGUCACAGUAAUAACAAAGAUUGUUCCCACCGUUUGACAGCCCACUCAGUGCAGGAUUUUAAGCAACAUUUACGUGGAAAUCCACAGGAGAUUCAAUAAUAGAGCUCUUUCUUGAAUGGAAAAUAAGGUGCGUUGUUCCUACACCUGGAAAAAAAAUUAGAGGAAUCGCCAUUCAUUGCUACAAAACGAGACCGCUUCUGAGUUGGUUUCAAACACGUCUCCUCACACACUUACAAGAUCAACCUUCGCUGUGCAGCUGCUUUGAAUUCAGAUCAGGAAGGAUUUUUACCAAAGGGGAGGCAUGGUAUUCUGCUACUUGAAGUGGUUUAUAGGCUUUGUCAGUAGGGAUGUCCUCACAAAAGCUUCAAGGAGCAGUAACAGAAGCACCUCUUUGGUAUGGAGAUGCUGCUAUCACAGGACUCCAGGAAGCUUCCUGGAUCCUGAGAUGAGAGCAUUUCUGGAGGAGAACACUGAAGUCAGUAGCAGUGGGCACCUCACACCAGAGAUACGACUGCGACUUCUGACUCCUCGCUGCAGAUUCUGGCAGGAAAGAGCUGACUUGUGGCCCUAUGGCGACCCCUUCUGGGCAAUCUACUGGCCAGGAGGCCAAGCCCUGUCCAGGUAUAUCUUAGAUAACCCGGAUGCUGUCAGAAUGGGAUCAGUACUAGAUCUCGGAAGUGGAUGUGGAGCAACAGCAAUCGCUGCUGUGAUGAGCGGUGCAUCCCAGGUCCUUGCUAAUGACAUCGACCCCAUUGCAGGAAUGGCCAUGGUAUUAAAUUGUGAGCUGAACAAUGUGAACCCCUUUCCUAUUCUAACUAAGAACAUCAUUGAUACAGAGCUGGACCACUGGGACCUCAUUGUUUUGGGGGAUAUGUUUUAUGAUGAACAACUUGCAAACAGUCUUCAUCGCUGGUUGAGGAAAUGCAUCAGUAUUCAUGGAACUAAAGUGCUAAUUGGUGACCCUGGGAGGCCUCAGUUUUUAGGCCACCGCAUUCACAGUCAAUUGCACCAAGUGGUAGAAUAUUCACUUCCUGAAUCCACUAGGCAAGAAAACAAUGGAUUAACCUCAAGCAUUGUCUGGAGUUACCAGCCCUGACCUCUCGGUUUCUUCAAAAACU